AAUCGCACUUAACCACAACCGCAACACUGAGCUGCCUGUCAAAAUUGAGCAACUGUACGAAUAAGCGACGGAGUGAGUGAACUGUCACAUUGAGCGCAUAUGUCGUCGAAGUAGAAAAGAAAACAUCAUUGUUUUCAUUGGCUCAUUUUGUUGCUACAGAUGAUAAAGCAAACAGUACGCAAAAGAAAGAAGAGAAACAAAAGCUUUUUGCUUGUGACGAAAUCGUUUGUUGUUUUGUUUUUUUUUUCGUCGCAAAUUGUGUGCCCACUUACAAAUUGUGCAUAAAUAAAUUUAGAAAAAAAAACAUACAGUCAAAAUGGGCAAUCACUUGGUUGGAAUUGCUCCGUCGCAAAUUUAUCCCGUCGAACAUUAUUUGAUGGGCUCAUUCGAAUCAGAUUUACAGUAUGAGUCAAGUAUGGGUAGUACGCGAUUUUUCAAAGUGGCCAGAGUUCGUUCGGAUGAAGGGCUAAUUGUGAUUAAAGUGUUUGUCAAACAUGAUCCCAGUUUACCGCUAGAAACGCAUGCAGAUCGUGUAAUGUUUAUACAGAAAGCGCUGGCCAAUGCAGUGAACUGUUUGCCAUUUCAACGUGUUCAGGUGACGGAAAAGGUUGCAUUAGUGAUGCGAGAAUAUGUUAAACAUAGCCUUUAUGAUCGAGUUUCAACGAGACCGUUUUUAACAUCGUUGGAAAAGAAAUGGAUUACGUUCCAGGUGCUGUGCGCUUUACAUCAAUGUCAUCGGCAGAAAAUUUGCCAUGGUGAUAUUAAGCUGGAAAAUAUUUUGAUUACAUCAUGGAAUUGGAUAUUGCUAUCGGAUUUUGCAUCGUUCAAACCAACAUAUUUACCCGAAGAUAAUCCAGCUGAUUAUACAUACUUCUUCGACACAAGUCGACGGAGAACAUGCUAUGUGGCACCAGAAAGAUUUGUGAAAUCAUAUUCGAAUGAUGCAAACAAUGCCAAAAGUGGCAUUCUCAUUGGCGGCAGCUCAUUACUUUCCGCUUCAAUUAUGGAUGGCAUACAAACAAACGAUCAAAAUAGUACGGCCAAUCUUUUACCAGAAAUGGACAUUUUCUCAGCUGGAUGUGCACUUUUGGAAUUGUGGGGCGAAGGUACGACACCCUUUGAAUUUUCACAAUUGCUCGCCUAUCGAUCGGGUGAUUUGGAAUUGGUGACCAAACACUUGGACGAAUUGGAGAAUGAAAACCUGCGAAAUUUGAUAGCAUCAAUGAUUAGCCGAAAUCCAGCCGAUCGUAAAUCAGCCGAGGUUUACCUAGACGAACAACGUGGAAAAUUAUUCCCCGAGUACUUUUAUACAUUUUUGCAAUCGUAUAUGCAAAUGUUUUCAUCGCUGCAAAUUCUGCCGCCGGAUGAUAAAAUCAUGCGACUGUAUUCCGAUAUCAAGCAGAUAAUUGAUAUAUUUUUGCCGUCAAAUAACGAACAAGAAACCCGAACAAUUCCCGAUGACGAUGGACUCAUUUUAAUAACAGCUGUGGUUACAUCAUGCAUUCGAGGCUUAAAGUAUUGCAAAACGAAAUUGCAUUGUUUGGAAAUUUUGCAACAACUCUCCAUGUACACCACAUCCGAAACGGUGUUGGAUCGAAUUCUACCAUAUAUUUUACACCUGUGCAAUGACAAUGCGGCCCGAGUGCGUGUCAGUGCACUGGAUACAUUAACGAUGUGCAUUCGGUUAGUUAAGGAUCUUCCACGAAACGAUGCCAACAUAUUCCCUGAAUAUGUUUUACCAUCGAUUGCCCCAUUGGCCAUGGACAAUUCGGUUGUGGUGAGAAUCGCAUAUGCCCGAAAUGUCGCUGACAUUGCUGAGACGGCUCUCUAUUUUCUCGAUCAAACACAAUUGAAUGCAACCCAAGAGCUUCCAACCAUCCGAUACGAAACCGAGUUAAGUGCUUUACAUGAAAUGCUUCAUCAGACGGUGUCACAUUUGCUGACUGAUGCGCAGCCAAUCGUCAAGCAAACGGUCAUCGAGUGUGGCAUAACAAAAUUAUGCGUGUUUUUUGGCCGACAAAAAGCAAACGAUCUAAUUCUAUCGCAUAUGAUUACAUUUCUAAAUGACAAAGAGGAUAAAAGUUUGCGCGGAUCAUUUUUCGAUUGUAUUGUGGGUGUUGCAACAUUUGUUGGCUGGCAAUGUUCGGACAUUCUGCUUCCGUUGUUACAACAAGGCCUAACCGAUUCAGAGGAGUUUGUUAUUGCCAAAGCCAUUCGAGCAACAACGGCAUUGACUGGACUGGGUUUAAUCCAAAAGCCAGCAUUGUCCGAAUUCAUUACUGAAUGUGCCUGUUAUUUGAACCAUCCGAAUUUAUGGAUUCGUCAUGAAGUAUGCGGCCUAAUAUCGAGUGCGGCAAAGAUUUUCGGAGCCAUCGAUGUGCAAUGCAAAAUAAUGCCAGCCAUUAUUAAUCACCUAAAGUGUCCGUUGAUUCAAGUUGAAAAGCCAGAGAUUCUAAUGGAUUGCCUGCAGCCAGCUAUUCCACGCAAUAUUUACGACAGUGUCGUUCGAUUCACCGAAUUGGAAUUAUUCUUCACACUGCUGGAGGAACGGAAAAAGGCACGCGAUAGCACCAUUGACUCACUACCACAGCAAUGUGAAAUGACUUCACCUGUGAGAAAUUUCUUCCGGCGAAUUUCAUGCGAAGGUCUAACGGACACAGUUGAAAAGCAAAUUUUAUCGAUGAAAUCAUCGAUAUUGAAAUUGAACAAAUACCUCAAAAAGGUUCCUACUGACAAAUACUCAACAAAUGGGAAAAUUUUCAUCGAUUCCAAAUUGGAAAUUGGAAAAGAGCUGGUUUUGGCCGACACCAAGAAACAAUUGAUAACCAAUCGAAAAUCGGAUGCCGACAAUCCUAACUUGGAUUGGCCGCGUAUGUAUUCACAUUCCGAUAAAUCGACGUCACCAUUGAGUGAUUAUCAUUCACCUGGUGUGAGCUCAAGUUCCCAUUACAAUGACACACCAUCAACGUCGCUGGUUGAAUACAGCAUGCCGGAGAAGAAUUUCAUUCAAGAACGAAAUUCCGACUGUCGAAAUGAGUUGCAUAUGUUGCAUAACAAGCUGAAAAGCCAGUAUGUGCUAUUGAAUGCAAACAGUGAUUCGAAUGCGGCAAUAAAACGAGCAUCGAUGAUACCGGCUGGUCACAGUAUAAAGGGUACGCUAAUUGCUCAUCUUCACGAACACAAAUCAUCGGUAACAAAACUGACAGCGCUCAGUUCCAGUUCAUCACUUUUCGCGAGCGCUAGCACGGACGGAACCGUACGCUUAUUUGACUGCAAUAAAUUAAACGGUCAUCAGAGCAUCAACAAAUCGCGUCAAAUGUAUUCGGCCAACGUUCCAAUUUAUUCAAUUGCGGCCUGUGAUUCGGGACAAUCGUUAGCGGUUGCCGGCAACGAUGGAUCCCUUCUCUUAUUGCAGAUCGAUCCAAAUUCAUCGAAAAUGGCGUUGCAGCAAGCGCGGCACUUGGUACAAAAUGCCGGCGGCUACAAUGGAUACGACGAUGGGCCAAUUGUUGAUAUGCAUCCACUAGAUCCAGACUCGCAGAGCGUUAUUAUUUAUGCAACAUUGUACGGUGCAAUCAUUUGCUGGGAUUUACGGAUGCCAACCAAUGCAUGGCGACUGAAUAGUGAUCUCAAGCAAGGUGUUAUCACGACAUUUUGUAUUGAUUCGAAUGUUUCAUGGCUGGCAACCGGUACAAGUCAUGGCAAUCACAUUUGCUGGGAUCUUCGAUUCAAAUUACCAAUAGCCAAAAUCCAACAUCCAUCCGCAACACGAAUUCGAAAAAUAAUUCCACAUCCAACGGAAUCAUCGUGGUUAAUAUCAACGUCACAUGGAAACAACGAGGUCUCAGUGUGGAACAUUGAAACGAGCCAUCGGCAGGCUGCUCUUUGGGCCAGCAGUGCGCCACCCCUGUCCAAAGAAUCGAAAAAUACGUCAAGUGUCUGCGGUGUAGUGUCGUGCAUUGUCGACCGAUCGCCGGUACUAUUCACGGGAAGCUCGGACCAACGCAUACGAUACUGGGACUUGAGCACAAGAGCCAAUUGUUCAAUGAUUUCGCCUGCCAGCCGUGACUACGCCAGUGGUUCGAAUUUCUCCUAUGACUCGCGACUCAUCGAUGGAACGCGUGUUAUCUAUGAGGUACAAACGCAGAAUAAAUCGCAUGCAAUUGCAUCUGGAUUGACAAACACACUGAAAUCAGAUGACUAUUCGCCACGAUCGGGCCCCGAAAUGCCGCUACCAUGCCACAACAAUGUCGUAACGGAUUUACUAAUGUGCAGAACACAAAAAUACCCCGUGCUUAUAUCGAGCAGCCGAGACGGUGUGAUCAAACUCUGGAAAUGAAGAGAGAGAAACCACAACAGCAACAGCAACAGCAACAAACACACAAACAAAAAGUUUAUUUAAAUGUUAUGUUCACAUUUUGAAUGCAUAUCGACGAAGAAAAAAAAAUGAGAGAAAACUAAAGAAAAAGAAAAACCAGAUUAAAAGACAGAAAGAAAAA
This is a messenger RNA of Sitodiplosis mosellana (orange wheat blossom midge), 4499 nucleotides long. It is a transcript of the gene Vps15, whose product is annotated as phosphoinositide 3-kinase regulatory subunit 4. Lineage: Eukaryota; Metazoa; Arthropoda; Insecta; Diptera; Cecidomyiidae. Gene Ontology annotation, molecular function: ATP binding; protein serine/threonine kinase activity; protein binding. The record is from RefSeq and is a predicted model, not a curated record. Gene Ontology annotation, biological process: protein targeting to vacuole; late endosome to vacuole transport; autophagy of peroxisome. The coding region runs from base 317 to 4339 and encodes 1340 amino acids. The transcript has 14 exons. Gene Ontology annotation, cellular component: phosphatidylinositol 3-kinase complex, class III, type II; phosphatidylinositol 3-kinase complex, class III, type I; late endosome.